This is a messenger RNA of Melitaea cinxia (Glanville fritillary), 2154 nucleotides long. Its product is annotated as orphan steroid hormone receptor 2-like. The transcript has 11 exons. Gene Ontology annotation, molecular function: zinc ion binding; RNA polymerase II cis-regulatory region sequence-specific DNA binding; nuclear receptor activity. Gene Ontology annotation, biological process: cell differentiation; regulation of transcription by RNA polymerase II; anatomical structure development. The coding region runs from base 286 to 1713 and encodes 475 amino acids. The record is from RefSeq and is a predicted model, not a curated record. NCBI's taxonomy places the organism in Eukaryota, Metazoa, Arthropoda, Insecta, Lepidoptera, Nymphalidae.
GUCGCUUGUGAACUUUUUAUAAUGGCACUACUGCUUUCAUUGGCAUCAAUCUGCUUUUCUGCAACCAUCUUUGUUUUUUGUUUAUAAUUCCGUUCUUUUCUCUCGUAUUCUCUGCGUACGCAUGUUAUUUUAUUAUCAACAGGUAGUUGAUGAGUUGAAUUUUCAACGUGCUUUUUCAUUAUAGUGACGUUGAAUAAAAAAUAGAUCCAUUGAGCUAUGCUUAUAUUAGUGUAACAUUUCGACCCUGUGAAAGCAUCGUUAACUUUUUUGGAUACAGGAGGUGUUAUGAAGAAUCAAGAUCAAAUGGAUUCAAAGUACAAUGCAGGAAGUGAAGUAGGGGGUUUGGAAUUGUGCAUUGUGUGUGGUGACAGAGCCUCUGGCAGACACUAUGGCGCUAUUAGCUGUGAAGGCUGCAAAGGAUUCUUUAAACGCUCAAUUCGUAAGCGGCUGGGCUACACGUGUCGGGGCAACAUGAACUGUGAAGUCACGAAACAUCACCGGAACAGGUGUCAGGCCUGUCGCUUACAGAAGUGUCUCGCUUGCGGAAUGAGAAGCGAUUCGGUUCAACACGAGCGGAAGCCGAUCGUGGACAAGUCAAAGGGCGAUGAGCGCCAGUCUUCCGCCUACUCCAACCUCCUGGGGCAGGGCUCCCAGUUAAAUACCAAAGAUGAAGCGAACGACGCGUUUGGCGCCGUCACACCCGCUACACCAGCGUUCAACUUAGCGCUGGCUGCAGCUGUGGCCUUAAAUAAAGGUAGUUCUGUGGCUCCGUACCUCGCAGCGGGUAACCCCGGCGAUGUAGAAGGUGCAAGACGACAGCAGAUCAUCAUACAGGCGCAGCUGGCGAAAAACUUGUUCAAGAUGGGACAGUUUGGUGCAAUAAACGAAUACCUGCAAUCAGCGUAUAACAAUGCAGACCUGCAGUCCACGGCCUCCGCCCCGCCCGCGGCCUCUACCCCCGCCGUUCCAGGCGACGAUGACGGUGCUUGUGACGUGCUGAGUACUCCGGAAAGCGUUCAGCUACCGCUGAGUGUGCCCGCCUGCCCGAACCCUGCGCUGCGCUUACACGCCACCUGCGAGAGCGCCUCGCGCCUGCUCGCCGCGCUGGCGCGCUGGGCGCUCGCGGUGCCACACUUCGCCGCCAUGCCGUUUGAGAUCCAGACGGGGCUGCUCCGCAAGUGCUGGCCGGAGUUGUUCGUGCUGGGGCUCGCUCGCUGGGCGGCGCCCAUGGGGCUGAACAUCAUGCUGCCCAUGCUGACGACGAACCUGCGGGCAGAACUGCGGGAGCGCUCGGAGCGACCCGCGCCCCGCCCGCCCCCGCCCUCCACCGAGAUCACAAUAGAAGACUACUCAGACGAACGCAUCACGGAAGUGUUAGACCUAAUGGGUCGUCUGCAGAAGUUUAUAGCGUACAUGGAACAACUGCAGGUUUCAGACCGCGAACACGCGCAUCUACGUGCUCUGUGUCUCUUCUCCUCGGAUGGUGCACCAGAAUUCCUAAUCCAAAAACUCGAAGAGCUACAGUCUAAAGUGAUGCGUUCUCUGAAAACAACUUGCCAACUCAACGAAGAUAGACUCGAGAAAAUAAUGCUGAAGCUGCCCAAUCUGCGUAACUUUACUGGGAGCUUUCUCGAAGAUGUGUUCUUUGUCGGUUUCCUUGGCGACAUAUGUAUGGAUGACGCUAUACCGUAUUUACUUUCUGGUGAACGUUAAUAUAUCCUUAAUGUUAAGCUAAAAUAAGGCUUACAUGCUAUGGUCUAAUAAAUGACUAAUUAUUUGGAAUAGGAAAAAAAAUUUCACAUAAAUAAUCAAAAACUAUUUAUGUUCCUGUUAAGGACGAAAAUGAGGCCUUAUUAAUACUAAAUAUUGGUAGAAAAUGUUUCUAGUAUUUUUAUGAAUACAACGGCAAUAUAUUAAACAAUGAAACUUAGUCGAAUUGUUUUCUCUGAUGUAAUCAGAAAUCUAUAUUUAGCCUUAAUGAUUUGUAAUUACUAUAUUUUAUGUUCAUUAAUUUCUUGAUAAAUGUAUUAUCUUGUAAAAAAAAUAAUAUUAUGGGCCUGUCGCACAGUUGUGGAUAAAAUUUAUCCUGUAAAUAAGUUACGAUUUAAGUUUAACUGCAGGAGGUAGUAUAAUAAAGUAACGUUGCAACAUUUA